GGCGACUCGGCGCGCAGGCAGUCGAGUGCGGACGGUGCGGCGGGAGGGGUCGGUGUGGAGCCAGUGCGUUGCGGAGGGUGCGAGCGAGGCUGAGUAAGCGUGUGAGCAGGAGGUGGAGGCUUGUGUGUGUGUGAUUGAAGGAAAGUGAUUAUAGAAGAAAAGGUUACGGAGUGAGGAACGUGGCAUCGAGAGGUUGGAGCUGGUCAGAGUUUGGCGCUGACGCCGCCUGCUAUGAGAUAGACCAUCCAUUGCACGAGGACGUUCUUCAACCAGUGACGUCACAACUUAACGACAACCAUGACGUCAUCAGGCCUCAAGGCCGGUUCGGGGAUGAACGAUCUGCUGAUCUAUAACUCCAGCCAGGAGUCCCACGCCACGUCGAAAGGGUCACUCUACCCGGCCAAAGUCGCCUUCAGUCUUGGUAUGGGCAAGCUACUUCUUGGUCUCCUCCUGCUGGUGUUUGGCGUGCUGGCGCUGCUGCAGGGCUCGUCACAGGCAUACCUGGGAGGCGGCCUCUGGGGCGGCGUCUGUGUCAUCGUCUCCGGCACACUGGGCAUCAUGUCCAGCCGACGACCCUGCACCUACUUCUAUCUGGCGAGCUUCAUGGCCAUGUCGAUCGUGUCGCUGGCCGUCUCCGGACUGGUAGUCAUCUUCUCCACCAUCGGCUUGAUCCGAGACGACGCCAGCUCCAGGGCCGUCUUCGUCAAUACGGAGACGGGCGAGCCUCUCGCCUUCCUCGGCGACGUGGUCAUCCGUCGGCCUGCCGUCAUCUUCAGCGCCGUGCUGCUCGGCCUGGCCGUGCUGGACAUCCUGUUGUCCCUCUUCGCCAUCGCCAUCUGCUCCAGGGAGGUGUGCGCGGCCUCUUCGGCAGCGGGCGGGACGAGACCAGUGGGACCCGGAGGAACAGAGCGACUCUGGCGCUGGCUCGGUCAGCAGAGGAGACAGGGAGUGUAUGUGCAACAGGUGCCGCCGCCCGGCUCUCAGCUGACCAGUGUGCCGGCCUGGCUGCCGGUGCCGGCUCCAGUGCUGCCACCUGGAGCCGUGCUCGCCCGCCCACCCACCGCCGCCUCUGCCUACCGGCCGGCUAGUGAACUAACCGCAGAUGGCGCGCAGGUCGUCUACAUAGACGGCGCGCGCGUCGCUGUGCACCAGCAUCAACAGGAUCUGGAAUCAGGCCACGGAAGACGGGAGCGGCGCCGUCUGAGGCGAAAGACGGCGGCCGCGGAGGCAGCGGCGGCCUCAGGUCCCUCCGAUGAGGAGAUAGCCUCGAGCUACACAGGGCUGGACCGAGAGAUCGCCGAGCAGUUCAUUUCGGCUAGUAUGGAGCCGGGCUUGACCCUACAGCGAAAUGCAAGGCUACAGGAGAUAAGCGAUAGUCUGCAUUCCAGCCUGUAGGGAAUGCACUACCGUGUGGGGGAAUGUAUUGAAAUGUAGGGGAAUGUAUUGUACAGUGCUGUAGGGGAACGUAAUGUGGUUUGUAUAGGAAUGUGCUGCUGUGUAGGGUAAUACAAAGUGGUGCACGGAGAAAUGUACUUACUCCAGGUCCAGUGUGGGGAUACACUGUUGGGUGAAUCGCAGCGCAUGAGAAGCUUGUGGUAUAUAGAAAAAUGUCUUUUGGGAUCCAGGGAAAUGUGGUGUUAUUGUGUUGAGCGGAUGACAGUUGCAGCGAUAGGGACGUAGUGAAGCUGGUAGGGAAAUCGGCUGAGUUGGAAGUAUCUGUGACAGACUAUGAUGAACACACUGCAGCAAAUAGGGAAUGACUGAGUGAGCCAGUUGAUAUUUUGUUUACGAAAUGUGAUUUACGUUUUGUUAAGUGUGGAAACGUCGUAGAUAGUCACCGCCCUAACUCCAUACGAUUGGGAAUAAACGAGCGGGAUCUAGA
Messenger RNA from Amphibalanus amphitrite, 1882 nucleotides. RefSeq lists its product as uncharacterized. Bases 298 to 1395 code for a protein of 365 amino acids. The transcript has 7 exons. The record is from RefSeq and is a predicted model, not a curated record. NCBI's taxonomy places the organism in Eukaryota, Metazoa, Arthropoda, Thecostraca, Balanomorpha, Balanidae. Gene Ontology annotation, cellular component: membrane.